This is a messenger RNA of Pelodiscus sinensis (Chinese soft-shelled turtle), 702 nucleotides long. Lineage: Eukaryota; Metazoa; Chordata; Testudines; Trionychidae. The record is from RefSeq and is a predicted model, not a curated record.
GGCGGAGCAUCCCUGGGAACACCAGCCCCCAGCGCCUGGGGCUGUAUUUAGAGGGCACCCGGCAAACCCGGCGGCAGGGAGUCUGGGCGCUGGAUCCCUCCGGCCUGGGCACAGAACAGGGAGGCUCAGACACUGAAAGCCGCUCCCUGGGGAGGGCGCCCUGGGACCAGCCAUGCUGACAAGGUGCAGCGUCUUUAUUCUCCUCCUCUUUCUCCCUGGAGUCUCCCCCUACUGCUACACCGCCACGGCUGAGAAGUGCAGAGAGACGACGCCCUCGAUGCCUUGGCACAGCCUGGUGGGGAAGGGCUUCGACAUCACCACACUGGGCUGGACGGAGGCCUCCCUGCUGGACACCAGCCUGUGGCACGGCCCUGAUGGCACCUGCACCCUGUGCCAGAGCCCGCGGCAGGACAGGAAGGUGCCGCUGGUCGUCUUGGACUGGAAGGAAACCGUUUCCUGCCAACAGGAGGUGAGAAGCUCGGUGGAGCAGUCGGCUGUAGCCGUGGCCCAGGCAGUGGCAUCGGCUGUGACCAGCGACUGGAAGAAGGAGCUGGGUCUGUCGGGGGAGUCAAAAGACCUGGCCCUGGGGGGGGCGCGAUCCCCGCUCGCCAGCUUCGCCUACGAGAAGGAGCAGCAGGACAAGUACAUGUUUGUGCUCAAUGAGGUGUCCUGUGUGUUUUACAGGUGAGAAUCCCCCGGUAG